Molecule: messenger RNA, 977 nt
Organism: Cynara cardunculus var. scolymus (artichoke)
Lineage: Eukaryota; Viridiplantae; Streptophyta; Magnoliopsida; Asterales; Asteraceae
Product: tetrapyrrole-binding protein, chloroplastic-like
Exons: 2
Coding region: 115-843 (242 amino acids)
Biological process (GO): chloroplast-nucleus signaling pathway
Cellular component (GO): chloroplast
Molecular function (GO): tetrapyrrole binding
Source: RefSeq, a predicted model, not a curated record
UGCCCUAAGUCGACUCUCGGCGUUCCACUCGUUCUCCUUCUCCUUCUCCGGCGAGAUCUGGUCUCGGCUCUUUAGUUUGGAUUGAAGAAGAAAUAUAAUGACAAUCAAGCAAAUAUGCUGAACAGCUACAUCCAUGGCCACCAAUUCUCUCCGAUCUCUCCGCCACUUGGCCGGCGGCAGUCGUUGCCACUAUCGUUUACUAUUCAAUCAAACAAUGCUAAUAAUCCCACCCUCUCCAUCUCCAUCUCCAUUUCCAUUUCCUCCGCUGUAAAAACCUUCUCUCUCCCCUCCUCUACUUCCUCCUCCGUCCAAUCAACCUCCUUUGACCUACUCCAACGCCUCCUCUCCACCAACGACUUCCGAGAAGCCGACAACGAGACUCGCCGUCUCCUUAUCGGCCUCGCUGGCGAAGCCGCACAGAAACGCGGCUACAUCUUCUUCUCGGAAGUCCAGUUCAUACCCCAAGUAUACCUCCAAACCAUAGACCAACUGUGGAGGAAUCACAGCAGCAACAAAUUUGGGUACAGCGUCCAGAAACGAUUGUGGGAGAAAUCAAACAAAGAUUUCACAGCUUUCUUCAUAAAAGUUGGGUGGAUGAAGAAGCUUGACACAAAAGAAGUAUUGCAGUACAACUACAGAGCUUUCCCGGAUGAAUUCGUGUGGGAACUGAAUGACGAAACUCCAGAAGGUCACUUGCCAUUGACGAAUGCACUGAGAGGGAUCCAGUUGCUGAAAUGCAUUCUAAGCCACCCUGCAUUUGCAGACGCCAUUGAAGAAGAUGAAAGAGAAAAAUUGCAGCAGGCACUUGGGAAAGGAGUGGUUAUACCUGAUUACAGUUUUUAAUGGAAACAAUUAAGAUGAAUUAUGAUAUGCAUUUCUUGAAACUUCAAUUCACGAUUCAAUUUGAUGUCUAUUUGUUUUACUUCUUGAACUAUUUUCAAUUAUGCAAUACAUAUUUGGGAAUCAAAUGUACUGCA